UGCUCUAGUGGUCCGUCACUCUCCAUUUCCUACCCAAUCCGAUCUUUCUAACUCCUUUUCUUUACUUUUUAAUCAACACUUUCGCUGCUCCAUUCAGUGAUAUCACUUUUUAUCCUCUCGAAAAAACAUUAAAUCACUGCCAUCUAGACAAUGCAAACAAUCAAGCAAGAAGUCAUGUGGCCUAAGUUUGUGGCUAACAAGUUCUUGAGGAAGAUGUUGGGUAGCAAUAACAUCGUUGCAGACUUUCCAAAUUCAACAGAGACCAUUUUAGAGCUAGAAGAAACUUCAAGUACUUCUUCAGAUCAAGCCUCGCUAAUCAGUUCCAGGAAAUACAUCACUGGUGAUCAGGGAAAACACAAGAUCUUUGUUGGUUCAUGGAAUGUUGGGGGCGUUGCACCACCUGACGAUUUGAACAUGGAAGAUUGGUUAUGCAAACAUACUGACCCUGCUGACAUCUAUGUUCUUGGGUUCCAAGAAGUUGUGCCUCUCAAUGCUGGAAACAUUGUUCUAGGUCUCGAAAACAGCAAGAUUUGUAGCAGAUGGAAUUCUCUUAUUAGAGAAGCUCUUAACAAUAGUAUCUCAAAGCAUGUUCAAGAAGAUAAAGUGGGAGAGUUUUACAAAGUGCACCCCUUAAAAAAUCAUAGCACUGCUUCUCUCGACAAAAGCAGCAAUAAUUUUCCACACUGCUUUGAUUGUAUCACAAGCAAGCAAAUGGUUGGGAUUUUUAUCACUGUUUGGGUUAGAAAUGAUCUCCUUCCAUACAUGCAACAUCCUAGUGUCUCCUGUGUAGGCUGCGGCAUCAUGGGCUGCCUAGGAAAUAAGGGAUCGGUCUCAGUUAGGUUUUGCUUGCAUGAAACAAGCUUCUGUUUCGUGUGUAGUCAUCUGGCUUCUGGAGGGAAGAAAGGAGAUGAAAAGAACAGAAAUGAUAACGCUAUAGAAAUUUUGUCACGUACAAGAUUUUCUCGUGGUCCUUUGCGCAAUUUGCCCCGCAAGAUUCUUGAUCAUGAUCAGGUAAUUUGGCUUGGAGAUUUCAACUACAGGAUAUACCUGCCUCACACCACAACAAGAUCUCUAGUCCAGAAAAAAGAAUGGAAUAUUUUGUUAGAAAGGGAUCAGCUCAAGGCGGAGCUCAUGAAGGGUCAUGUAUUCCAAGGUUGGCGCGAAGGAAUAAUUGAAUUUGCACCUACUUACAAGUACUAUCAGAACUCACAGGUUUAUUAUGGCUGUGAUCAGAAGAGGAAGGGUGAAAAGAAGCGUGCUCCUGCAUGGUGUGAUCGAAUAAUUUGGUUUGGAGAGGGACUGAAGCAGAAAGAAUACAGCAGAGGUGAAUUUAGAUUGUCAGACCAUAGACCUGUUCGCGCAAUCUUCGUAGCAGAAAUCGAAGUCCCAAUUGAUUCCAGGAGACUGGGAAGCUCCUUUACAGGCAGAUUUCGCUGCUUAAAAGACCAUCUUGAAGAGUGUUUUAAUGAAAAGAUAUCAUGUAAUGUCGACAGAACAAGCUUCUAUUCUGAAUAAUAAUAGCAGUUUCUCUCCA
Populus nigra (black poplar) is the source of this 1534-nucleotide messenger RNA. RefSeq names its product type IV inositol polyphosphate 5-phosphatase 9-like. The coding region runs from base 151 to 1515 and encodes 454 amino acids. Gene Ontology annotation, biological process: phosphatidylinositol dephosphorylation. Gene Ontology annotation, molecular function: phosphatidylinositol-3,4,5-trisphosphate 5-phosphatase activity; inositol-polyphosphate 5-phosphatase activity; phosphatidylinositol-4,5-bisphosphate 5-phosphatase activity. NCBI's taxonomy places the organism in Eukaryota, Viridiplantae, Streptophyta, Magnoliopsida, Malpighiales, Salicaceae. The transcript is spliced from 8 exons. The record is from RefSeq and is a predicted model, not a curated record.